AUGGCCGGGGUCUCGGCGGAGCUGGAGCUGUUCCGUCGCCGCUGGCGGGAGGAGCUGGCGGGGGGCGCGAAGCGGCGGCGGCGGGAGGUGGUAGCGGAGCCCGCGGCGAAGCCCGAGAGCAGCAGCAGCUCGGAGCCGGCCGAGCCGGGCUACCUGGCGCUGGCUCGCGGCCUGCUGGACGGCGGCUCCCAGCCCGCCCCGGCCCGCCGCAGCCCGUCGCCUGCCCGCCCCGCCGAGGAGCCCGCGGGGGACGGAGGCGGCGACGGCAGCGACGAUCUAUUGGGGCAGCUCAUCCGGGACUUGAAUGAAAUAAAUGAGGUUCCUUUCUUUGAUGUCCAGCUGCCUUAUGAACUAGCACUGAAGAUAUUUCAGUACCUGGGCAAGACUGAAUUGGGAAGGUGUGCUCAGGUCAGCAGGACAUGGAAAGUGCUUGCAGAAGAUGAAGUGCUGUGGUACCAGUUGUGCCAGCAGGAAGGCUACCUGCUGGGUACCAGCAUCUCUGACCAUUCCUCCUGGAAGCUGGCCCUCAGGAACUGCCAUGCCAGGGAGCGCACUUUGACCACCAACUGGAAGAACCGCAUCGGUGCUGUGAGCCAGCUGCAGUACGAGCUGGGAAAGGUCCUGUGUGAUGUGCACUCCUGGGAUGGAGUUGUCAUUGCUGGAUAUACAUCAGGAGAAGUGAGGUUGUGGGACACUCGCACCUGGGACUACACAGCCCCCAUCCUGGAAGCAGUGCAUGGUCCUGGUGAUGCUGGACCUCAGCCACAUGUCUCCUUUGUGAGGAUAAACAGCACUCUGGCUGUAGCAGCUUAUGAGGAUGGAACCAUCAGUGUCUGGAGCCUGCUGUUGGGACAGGAGCCAAUCCAUCAUUACCAGCACAACCAGAGGGUCCAGGCUCUAGCUCUGGCUUCAGAGGGUGCCACAGUGGCAACAGCAUCUGGCUUCCAGGUGAAAGUGGAAAGCCCUAAUGACAGAGGAGUCUGGCAGACUGCAGGAUCAUUUGAAAUCCAGAAACUGGUCAAAACAUUUGCCUGGUUACUGAAUGAGCCCUCGCAGAUUCUUCUUUACAACCUGGAAACAAGUCAGUGCCUGAGGAAGAUGGGCAACUCCAUAGGUGACUUUACAUGUGUCAACCUCCAGAACAGUCCUCCAAACAUGCUUGUAACAGGCAAUAAAGACAGAAGGGUCAGGGUGUUCGACCUCCGCUGCAGCCAACCUUUGUGCUCCUUCUAUGCUCACCAGCUAGGGGUGACUGCAGUCCAGAUGGAUGACUGGAAGGUAGUCAGUGGAGGAGGAGAGGGCUUGGUCUGUGUCUGGGACCAGCGGAUGGGCACCAAACUCUGGGAAAUGCACGCCAGGCAUCCAGUCCGGCACGUGUGGUUUAACUCCCACAGCCUCAUCACUGCCAACAUCCCCGAGGAGAAAGCUCCCCGAGGGGCCACCAGCAUGGACGACGACUUCGCUGCCCACCGCAAGCACCGAGGAACCAUCUAUGCCUACGAGUUCUCCGUGGACCAGCUGGCUGUGGACAGCGUCCUCCCUAUCUGCCGCUCCUCCUACGACGAGGCCACUGGUUACAACUACAACAUUGGCCUCACAGUGCCCUAUGACAACAUCUAGGGACCUCACCUGGCUCCUGUGGGCCAGCCCCCUGCCAAGUCCAUGGCCAAAGGCAAGGAGGUCCACGUGGAACAAAGGCCAAAGAGCUGACGCUGGCUGCAGGCACGUCCGAUGGGCUGAGCCUUUGCUGGAGACUUGAGGAGGUGAAGCAGAACAGGGAGUGUGGCUGCCCUGGAGCACUGCACUGAAAUCUGUUGCCUCACAAAUGGUCAGAGGUCCACUGUGGUGGAACAGAGAGACUGAAGAGUGAGGGGGAACAGCACACUUGAGUGUAAACAGAAGUGUUCCUUCCUGCUGCUGGUGGGGAAGUGCUCCUGCUCCCUCCUUGGCAGAGGAUGUGGUCAGGAAGCCAGAGCCCCAAGGCAAAGUGCUGAAGGCUGGGAGCACAUUGAGGGGUUCAUGCCUGUCCUAAGAGGGGAAAAGACCCACCAAGGACUUGAAGAAAGCAUCCUGCUGAGCCACAUGCUUGAAUUUCUUUCCUUGUGAUGAGCUGCUGGCUCUUCUGUUCCUCGGAGUGGAUCAGAAUGUGUCUAGGAUCAGGACCAUGCACAAAAGGUUGUGGCAGUUGGGAGAGGGAAGGAGGAUGGAGAAGGGAGGAGAAGGUUGGCCUUGACCUGGCUGGAUGCUUGGGAGCUCUGCAG
Indicator indicator is the source of this 2261-nucleotide messenger RNA. It is a transcript of the gene FBXW8, whose product is annotated as F-box and WD repeat domain containing 8. Gene Ontology annotation, biological process: cilium assembly; protein ubiquitination. The transcript has 11 exons. Gene Ontology annotation, cellular component: centriole; Cul7-RING ubiquitin ligase complex; ciliary basal body. Gene Ontology annotation, molecular function: protein binding. Lineage: Eukaryota; Metazoa; Chordata; Aves; Piciformes; Indicatoridae. Bases 1 to 1620 code for a protein of 539 amino acids. The record is from RefSeq and is a predicted model, not a curated record.